Messenger RNA from Mercenaria mercenaria, 1238 nucleotides. RefSeq names its product transcriptional regulator QRICH1-like. Gene Ontology annotation, biological process: DNA recombination; DNA integration. Bases 87 to 1196 code for a protein of 369 amino acids. Gene Ontology annotation, molecular function: DNA binding. NCBI's taxonomy places the organism in Eukaryota, Metazoa, Mollusca, Bivalvia, Venerida, Veneridae. The transcript is spliced from 2 exons. The record is from RefSeq and is a predicted model, not a curated record.
AUUCUCUAGUCAGCGAACAGAAAGCGAAGAACACCACUAGGAGCACACGUUGGGCAGUGUCUGUGUUUGAGGCUUGGCGAUCUGAGAUGAAAAUGAGAGGGAAGCACAUCCCAGAAAUCCAGGAGUGCGACAUCAACAACCACCUCUCAAGGUUUAUUGUUGAAGCCAGGAAACAAGAUGGGUCAAGUUAUCCUCCAGCAUCUCUGUACAGCAUAGCAUGUGGACUCUUACGUCAUCUGAGAGAAAAUGGCAUCUAUGAUUGUAACUUCCUGGACCCGAACAAAUCUGAAUAUACACGAUUUCGGGAAGUUUUGGACGCUCAAAUGAAGAAAUUAACAAAGGAAGGAGUUGGCUUGCCUAAUCGAGAAGCGAAACCUGUAACGGAGGAAGACGAGAGUUUGUUGUGGAAAAAAGGCGUUUUUGGUAGUAGUACAUCUCUAGCACUACAACACACAAUGUACUUUUAUAAUUGCAAAUUCUUUGGUUUGCGGGCUUACGACGAGCACAAGGAGUUAAUGUGCAACCAGUUUACUAUUGACAAAGACGAAAAUGGAUUGUAUGUGGAAUUUAAAGGAACAAAUUCUAAAACAUUUAGUGGUGGACUUAAACAUAGAAAAGUUGACGCUAAAGUAAUUAGACAUUAUGAUGAGAGUAGUGGAAUAGUUGCAUACUACAAAGACUAUUUGGAAGCGCUUGGAAACAACGGUUACUUUUACAGAAGACCACUGAGCAAGCAGAAUGGUAAUGUUCGGUACAGCGAGCAACCUGUUGGUAUUAACAAGCUACGAUGUUUUAUGAAGGAUAUGUGUUCUUUGGCUGGUCUAGAAGGCCGAUAUACGAACCACAGUGGCAAAAAAACUUGUGCUACAACGCUUUACCAAAAAGGUGUACCUGAAGAAGAAAUAAUGAAAAGAACAGGACACCGUUCAAUAGCAGGAGUGAGAAAAUACCAGAAACCAUCGGGACAAAUGCUGAAAGAUAUUUCCAACAAGCUAAAUCCCCCGUGCAGUGUCAAAAGUGAGGGUCAAAAGCUUGAAAAGACUGGAACACCUGUUCAGUCCACUUUGUCCUGCAGUGUUACGAAUGAGGACAAGGAAAUAAAGACUACCGAAACGAAAAUUCAGUCGAACUCGUCUGUAAUCCAGGAACUAUUCGCUAGAAAUAAUUCAUUUAGCGGGUGUACAUUCAAUUUCUAAGAAAUGUUUAUCAACAUAAUCUGUUCAUUUGAGUAUUGUGAC